AUGGCUGGGAGGGAGAAAUCCGCUCCGUCCAUACACGAACACAUGGCUAUUGACGUGAACCCGGGACCCAUCCGGCCCAUUCCUCACAUCUCGCACCGCUUCCCGCGACCGCUGGCCGUACGCGGACCCGGAGCCGGAAGCGGCAGAACCCGUAGCGGGACCUGGAAUGGAUCAGCCGAAGGGCCCAGACCCGGAUUGGCGGCGGGUGCCGAGGCCGAAGCUGGAGCCGGACCACAGCCGCACCCGGAGUCUCCGGAACUCGAUGCCAAUGACUCGGAUGAUUCAAUGAGCCUGGGCACUCUGGAAUUUGACCUGUUGUACCGGUCGGAGGAGCAGGUUCUGCAGUGUUCAAUUCACAGAGCAAAGGGUCUGAAGCCAAUGGAUUUGAACGGUCUUUCGGAUCCUUACGUGAAGCUCCACCUUCUGCCAGGACCCUGCAAGGGAAACAAGCUGAGGACAAAGACGGUGCGUAACACCCUGAACCCUUGCUGGAACGAGACGCUGGUCUAUUACGGAGUGAUGGACGAGGAUCUCCUUCGGAAAACUCUCAGGGUUUCUGUUUGCGAUGCCGACCUGCUGGGUCACAACGACUUCAUUGGGGAAACGCGGGUCCCACUUCGGAAGUUGACAGCCGACCAGCGACGGCGCUUUAAUAUCGUUCUAGAGAGACCGCCGCCCCAGUCUCCUAUGUCACCACCACUCAGAGGAAUCGCUUUCUACAUGCAGGAGCCGGAUGGGCCCCAGGAAGGGGAGCUUGGUCGGAUCCUGUUGGGCCUCUGGUUCUGCUCCUCCAGCCACCAGCUAACCCUGUCUAUCGUCCGCUGUGCCCACCUUGCUGCCAUGGACCCCCAUGGGCUCUCUGACCCCUAUGUCAAGGCGUACCUGAGGCCUGAUGGAGGGAAGUCGUCUAAACACAAAACAGGUGUGAGGAAACGGACCCUCAAUCCCGAGUUUAAUGAGGAUUUCCUCUUCACCCUCGACCCUACCACCCUCCAUUCCUGCUUCCUGCAGGUCACCGUCUGGGAACACCACCUCGGCAGGCCCAACCAUCUCAUCGGAGGAGUGACACUGGGGACGGAAUCCCGCGGACAGCCCGGUCGCCAUUGGCAGGAGUGUUUGCAGAAGGCGGGCCAGAGGAUAGAGCGCUGGCAUAAGCUGACCAAUCACUUCAGCAACUGACCUGGGGAAGCCACACCCCUCACUGGCACCGCCCUCCAUCUUCUUCACCUUCUCUCUACCACUCCACGUCGUCUCACACCUCUCCACCCUAUCUACAACAUCUGCCUCCUCUCCACACCCUCACCGUCACCUCCCUCCUUCCCUUAUCCCCGAUCUUUCCGCUAAACCCUGCUCUCCCAC
Molecule: messenger RNA, 1359 nt
Organism: Hypanus sabinus (Atlantic stingray)
Lineage: Eukaryota; Metazoa; Chordata; Chondrichthyes; Myliobatiformes; Dasyatidae
Product: double C2-like domain-containing protein alpha
Source: RefSeq, a predicted model, not a curated record